CCGUUUCGGUUGUGGAGUUCAUAUCAAUAAUAAAUAUUAUUCAAUUAUAAACAAUAAAACUUUAUAUUCAUUGGCAUUUGUAAUUUGGAAAUAUUUAUUUUUUUACUUCAUGCCAAUAGAAACAUUUUUUCUUUUAUUUACUAAAAAUGACAAAAGGGAGAAAUCUCAAAGCAGGCGAAAGAAGAAGAUUUACUGAAAGUUCAAUGUAAACUAAAGGAUAGUUCUGGUUGUUCCUUUCACGCUGCAGUUCUUUUGAACUAGACGGACAGACAUCGCUCAAUUUUUUGGGGGCGUAUUGAAAAAUAUGUUGGAUAUUGGAAAGUCGACAACCAAGCCAUUCAUUUAUAAUUACAAGGACCAAGAAGGUUCUUGCAAGAAUGUGUCGUUAGAUAUUCGUAUACCAUACGAUGAUUGUUUGGAUGAAUUGGUGACUCAGGUCUUGUCCAAAAUGGAUCCGAUGAUGAGGUUCUUGGACGAAAAUGCUGCCAUUAAACGCGGUCUGAAGGAGUUUAUUGAUGUUGAAAACCAAAAAUUUCGGGAUGAAUAUGCUGAUGAGCUACUGGAAAAGGUUCGAAAUAAUGACAUCGAUGUUGAGGAAAUCAUACGGGAUACCGAACGUCACUACAAGGAGGAGCUCAUACAAUUUGCAGACCGUAUUGGGCCAACAGAUGAAGAUAUAUUUGCCCAAAGUUUUCAUCGUCUGGUACACUCUUCCCAACUGGAAGAGAUCCUGAAGAAAGAGCGAGCAUAUGCUAAAGUUAUUGCAAGUAUUACCAAAGAAAUGGAUAAAGAGGUUGAAACGCUGAACAAUUCACAACAAGAAGAAAUGGAAUCGAAAAUUAAUCAGCUAGAUAUAACCACCACGCCGGAGGACAUAAACAAUCUAUUGGCCCAACAAUAUUCUACACAGAAUUUUGUUCGUAAACGCUAUGAAUCAGAAUUGGAGGCGAAAAUUGGGCAUCAAAAGAAUGAAUAUCGUCAGUGGAUUACAAGUCAAGUUAGUGAAUUAUUUCAAUCCAGUCCAGUUUCAACGCCACUGGGCAAUCGUUCGUCUAUGUUCAUUUCCCAACAACCAUCAAUGGAGGAAAGUUUUACCAUACAUUUGGGAUCCCAACUGAAGCAUAUGCAUAAUAUUCGUAUAUUGAGUGCUAACGUCAAUGAUUUGUGCAGUCCAUUGCAUGCAGAUGAAAGUUUAAAUGGCCUCAAUAUGGCUUUGGGUCUCUACUCUAGUUCCCUAUGCGGCGUUGUUGUUUUAACGCCAUCAGUGCAGGCACAAGCUAAUAAAGACAUAAUUAAAAAUGCUAAUAUGUCAACAGAAUUUCAUUUUAAUCAGAUUGAUGACCAACUUGAAAAAAUUGAACAGCAAAUUCGCCAAUUGAAUCUCCUCAACUCUUCAUCUACUCCCAGUACUAAAAGUUUAAGUACAGUUAGUACUGAUGUUAGUAUUGGCAGUACAGAGGGUGGUGAGAAAGAUGUCAUCGUCUCUGGUGUCAUAAAUCCAUCGGUUCAAAGUAGUGCUAGUAACUCACCCGUUAAGACUAGUGCAAAAUUAAAAACUGGCGACUUUUUCAUUACUAAACAUUCCAAUCUAUCGCAGUCGCAUGUUAUCUUCCACUUAAUCUCAGAUGAACCAAUAAAUUCUCCAAGUGAAAUUAACUCAAGACAUCCUGUGAUAUUGGGUUUACGCAACAUCCUCAAGACAGCAAGUCGCCAUGAUGUUACAACUCUAACAAUACCGGCUUUAUUGCGACAUGAAAUGUCUGAAGAUAUGACGGUGCAAUGGUGCAUGCGUCGUGCUGAAUUGGUAUUUAAAUGUGCUAAGGGUUUUAUGAUAGAAUCGGCAUCUUGGGGUGGCGCUGAACUGAGCACCCUCCAGUUGUUAUUGCCUCACGAUAUAUCCGAAGAGCUAUUCAACACAUUAGCAAGUAUGGUUCCCAAUGUAUUUCGCGUGGCGAAUCCUAAAAUACUAGUUGAUAAUUCCAAAUAAAUCAAGAAAAUUGUAAUUUUUAAUGUUCGUUUAUUUAAACUCGAAAAUGUUUAUAUAUAUAUGGGUGUUUAUAUUUCGUUUAGGUUUUUAUAGCAUCUUGCUUUUGUCAUCAAAUAUUAUGUUUAAUCCUUCAAAAAGAAGUAAACACUUUUCAACACAUUCACAAUCAAAAAUUCCUGUAAAUUUCAUUCGUUCAUUAUAUGUAGUUAUUUUUUUAUAAUUAAUGAAUACAAUUAAAUUAUGCUCUGUUCUUUUGCUGUUAAAUAUACAUACGUUACUAUUCAAUGAAUAAUACCAAA
This is a messenger RNA of Musca domestica (house fly), 2286 nucleotides long. Its product is annotated as protein C12orf4 homolog. Bases 305 to 1987 code for a protein of 560 amino acids. The record is from RefSeq and is a predicted model, not a curated record. Gene Ontology annotation, cellular component: cytoplasm. The transcript is spliced from 5 exons. Lineage: Eukaryota; Metazoa; Arthropoda; Insecta; Diptera; Muscidae.